AAAAAGGGGAAGAAUUCAAUCACACUUCUAAAAUGGUGGCUAAAUUCCACAAACAGGUGAUAUAUAUAUUUUGAAAUUAAUACAGACCCUGGAUUAAACUAAAAGGAAAACUCGUAGUUUCAAUGUCUACACACGAUAUAAAAUUGGAAGUUUGUGUCGACUCAAUCGGAUCAGCACUAGCUGCAGCGGAAGGUGGGGCGGCACGUAUUGAACUCUGUUCGGCGUUGACAGAAGGCGGCCUAACACCAUCUCCUGGUUCGUUGAAGACGAUCAAAAAGCUCAUUAGCAUACCCAUUUACUGUAUGCUACGGCCGAGGCGCGGUAAUGACUUCACCUACUCAAACUCAGAAAUGGAAGUAGUGCUUUUGGAUUUGGAACUACUGCGUGCAAAUGGCGCUGAUGGUUUUGUCUUUGGUGCCCUCACCGACCAACGUACAAUCGAUGUGGAAAAAUGUCAUCGUGUAAUAGAACAUGCUGCAGGCAUGCCAGUCACAUUUCAUCGAGCAUUCGAUCUUACCAAUCCGCAAUUGAUGCAUGAAACAGUCACUAUAAUAAAGGAGCUGGGUUUUAAGCGUUUACUUAGUAGCGGCUUUCGUGCGACUGCUAUCGAGGGAAGUGAAAAUCUCGCACAAUUAAUUGCCAAACAUCGUGACAUCGUCAUAAUGCCAGGUGCAGGUAUUAGCGUAAGCAAUCUGGAUGAAUUGUUGACGGUUACAAAAUGUAUAGAAUUUCAUGCUUCAGCACAGUCUGUGGCAGGUGCACCUUCAAUUAAUGGCGGCGUGGCGCGCAUGGAUUGCGAUGUCACGAUGGGUAAGCAAGAUAUAGAGCCAUAUACCACCACGGAUGUUCAUGUUGUGCGUCAAAUGGUAAGCAUUGCAAUGGCGGCAAAGUGAAUAUGGUAUCAAAACGCUGCAAAAACUAAUAGUAUACGAUUUAACUGGUAAAUUUCAUGCAUAUGUAUUUAAAGAAUAUAAAAAUAAAAUAUUUUAAAUUUUAAGAGAAGUAGAAAUUUAGAUCUGAAAUUUUCCGUUAAGCGCAAUAAAUAUGUACU
Molecule: messenger RNA, 1051 nt
Organism: Rhagoletis zephyria (snowberry fruit fly)
Lineage: Eukaryota; Metazoa; Arthropoda; Insecta; Diptera; Tephritidae
Product: copper homeostasis protein cutC homolog
Molecular function (GO): copper ion binding
Source: RefSeq, a predicted model, not a curated record